CCAGCCAGAUGAGCAUCGUCGCCGGAGGCCAGCCAGUCACCUCUGGCCGCUCGUAGCAGUAGUACGCGUCGCCUCUGCUCUCCGCUAUUUACUGAAUCAUUUUUCGUGGUUCCACAUUUCCUCCCAAGGCUGUGCUAACGUGGGAUGGGCCGCAGCGACUGGCGCCCAUUCAUCUACGGGGGCGUGUCUGCCUGUAUUGCUGAGUUCGGGACGUUUCCCAUUGACACAACCAAAACACGGCUACAGAUCCAGGGUGGACGAUGUGACGCUGGGGAAGUAAUAACAAAACGCUAUCGUGGAAUGCUCCAUGCACUUCUCAAGAUAUCUAACGAGGAGGGGAUCCGAGCACUCUAUUUUGGAAUAGCACCAGCUGUACUCCGUCAAGCUACAUAUGGAACGAUCAAGUUUGGGUUAUAUUAUUCCCUCAAGCAGAUGCUAGUUAAUAAUCCCGAAGAAGAAAGACUUGGCAUCAAUGUGUUCUGUGCCGUCACUGCAGGGGUGGUGGCUAGUGCGAUGGCAAACCCUACAGAUGUGCUGAAGGUGCGGUUACAGAGUGGACGUGCAGAAUUCAAGGAGAAAAGCCUUCUUCAAGCGUUUCUCAGUAUUUACCACCAAGAAGGUAUUCAGGGUCUAUGGAGGGGAGUGUGUCCAACUGCUCAAAGAGCAGGUGUGAUCGUAGGUGUGGAGCUACCAAUUUACGACAUGUGCAAACAUUAUUUUAUAAAGAUGAACUUGCUGCCUGACAAUGCCACGAACCAUUUCCUGUCGAGCUUCAUAUCGAGCCUGGGAGGUGCAGUUGCAUCGACUCCCCUUGACGUUGUGCGGACGCGAGUGAUGAACCAAAAGAGGUUAAAAUCUCCAGCUCAAGUUAGUGGUAAUGGGGCAGUGUGUACUUCAAGAAUUUAUGCAAGUACAGUGGACUGCUUAGUGCAGACGGUUAAAUCUGAGGGACCCUUGGCGCUGUAUAAGGGAUUCAUUCCUACAUGGCUUCGGCUUGGACCUUGGAAUAUAAUCUUCUUUGUCACAUUUGAGCAACUGAAGAAGUUCUAUUAAAAAGUUCUAUCUUUUGAAUUCAUCAUAAUUUUGACGAAGUUAAUAUAGUAAUCAGAUUUUUGGCCAAACUGUGACGUGUUUUGCCUUUCGGUGAUACUAGAGAGAGUGCUGUUAUAAAGCUUGUACAUUGAAUAAUGGAACUGACAGUUUUCCAGUUUUAAAAUUAUUUCUUGGUGAUGUGUAAACAUUUGCAAAGUCUCAUGUUAAUUCAGCUCAAUCCAAUGUUAAACAAUUGUAAUGAUAGACAAAGUACAGUACUGUAUUCUGAUUGGGGAACCCAUUUUCAUUUUCAGAAAUAGUUUCACUUACCAUAUAUUCAAUUAUUUCUUGACAAUCUAGGAAGAAGCCAUACUAAUGAUAUCUCAUGGUAUUAAUAAAUUAGUGUCCUUCACUUCCAUUCAUUGUUAGUCAUUUACAAUAAUGUAAUUUUGUAUUGACACCCAAGGGAUGUAAUAUCAAAUGUCAAUGACAUAGUUUGCUCGUCAUUCCAGGUGUAAAGUUUUCCAUCAUUUAAUUUGUUUUUGUAUAGUACCGGUGUUGUAUAUAUUAAAUGCAAAUUAAUAAUAUACAUUUAAGAAUGUUACAAAAUCACUUCAAGCAAAAUGUAUUUAUUAACAAAUACAUUUGGAUAUUUUGAUAACAAUUGCCCUGAGGUUAAUGGCAGUGCCAUUUUGAAACCAAAGAUCCUUGAUGGAGAAUUUUUAUAUAUAUUGGCAGUUAUGUCAACUGCAAUAUUGUUUAGACAGUGAGCAUGAAUAUACUCAUUCUUCACGUUGAUAAUGGCAAUUAUUGAAUUAGUGUUAGUGCAUUAAUAAAUGACGCAUUUUUUUUAAUCGUUGGCUGAAUUGUACAUCUUUUUCCUCCUUACGUAAAGCAUUAUGUAGAAAGCAAAAAGUGUAGCUCACUCCUAAACUCUCCUGUGAUUGAAUGCAGUUGAGAUAAUCAUUUGUGAUGCUAAAAUAUAUCUAUUUUUGUAGGCUGUGAAUGAGCUCAGACUGAGAGUUGUAAUGCAGCGAGUAGUGUAGUGGUACUUCCCAGCAAACACUCGUAGCUUUGUUACUGUUAAUAACGUAACUUAAAACCUUAAUUGUGUAAUAUUGUAACGUAAAAACACAUUAUUAACAUAGUUACAAAGAGACUUUGUGAUCAAGUUGUACAUUUGCUGGGUUGGGUUUUUUGUACAUAGAUCUGCCAGAAAAUGUUUACAAUGUGAAUGUAAACAGUUUGAAUGUUGUGUUGUAUUAAAAUGUGUAAAAUAUAAAAAUUUUGCAUGUUGUGUUUAAGAUGUUGCUUUUUCAAUUUUUUUUUUCAGGAAUGACAUAAAGAAAGUGUAAAUGAUAUCGAAUAACUUAUUCUUCAAAAUAAAAAUUAAAACAGUA
Molecule: messenger RNA, 2432 nt
Organism: Procambarus clarkii (red swamp crayfish)
Lineage: Eukaryota; Metazoa; Arthropoda; Malacostraca; Decapoda; Cambaridae
Gene: Bmcp
Product: uncoupling protein Bmcp mitochondrial
Biological process (GO): transmembrane transport
Molecular function (GO): transmembrane transporter activity
Source: RefSeq, a predicted model, not a curated record